CGUGUCACAACUUCAAUGAAUAGCCAAGGUGAGGAUGAAAAGAACGACAGUGAUCUCGGUCAAAUCAAAUUGAUGAUGGGCGAAGGGAAGUUAGGUACUUGGAAAACGGUUGAUGGAGUGUCCACGGGUAGACUACAACCAGGGUCAAUAGUCAACCAUGAAUGGGCUUUAAUGAUAAGACCCUGUAAAGAACUCAGUCCUCAAAAGCUCCUUACAGCUCUUCUUACUUUUCCCACAUUGUCAGUUGAGUCACAAAUUCGCGAUAGGUGACGAUGUGUGCCUUCAUUGCCCCCUUCCCGGUCGCACCUAUCCCUCAGUCCCAGACUCUAGGGGAGCUACUAUCGAAGCUCCCCGAGGAAAUCAUCAUUCAGAUCCUCGAAUACUCUCUCGUUCUUCCCGGCGUCAUCUCAAAGAAGGAUUUCUGGGGAGGAAAAUGCGAAUGGCCAGGAUGCUUGUGUGCAGACAGUGACUGGGAGCACACACCGGGUGAAGAGCUCACGAACAACACCUUGGCUCCCCUGCUUUCAACUCCCGAUCCAAUCCCAAGACUGGCGCAGUACGUUUUCUACAAGUCCAACACGUUUCACAUAUGCGAUCCGCGCAGCGAUAUGGACUGGGUCGGCCGUGGUGUGUGGCUUCCUCCACAAGAUAUCCGCCGGUGGAUCCGGCGCCUGGAGAUCGAAAUCUUUAUCGAGGACCCGCGACUCGUGUCGGUGGCCUGCGAGGUAUGGCGACCUGGACGAGACGUCGAGUACUUGCGACAAAUGCAGCGGGCCGUCAAGGGAUUCACCGAACUGAGGACCCUGAGACUGAUGUUCGAAACCGCCUUCGUCACUAAUCACGACAUGCUGGAGACGAUCGACGGAAUUUGGAGUACGCUAGAGCAUUUUCGCUUUCAGACGCCACAACUUGUUUUGGAGGCGUGCUCUGCUUUUCCGGCGUGGUACGAUGAUACUUAUAGCAUACCGGCCGGCGACGGCGACUCAGUCCGCGAUGUACGUUUGGAAAGGCUUCUGGCAAAGUACGUAUCUGCAACGGGCAAGAUGCAGUGCAACAGCGAAAAGAGCGGUUGGAUAGGUGCAGAGUGCCAUCCGUGGCAAGGUAAGUUGUGAGACAGUCGCAUCGAUGCUAGGCAAUGGGCGUCCUGUACGAAAAAGGGAUGGCAGUAAAUUUCACAGGAGAGUUGACUCCUUAUUGGCCUGUAGCAGCAUCUUCGGUGUGUUGGCUGCUGAUGAUGUCUUCGAUAGUG
Molecule: messenger RNA, 1249 nt
Organism: Didymella exigua CBS 183.55
Lineage: Eukaryota; Fungi; Ascomycota; Dothideomycetes; Pleosporales; Didymellaceae
Exons: 1
Coding region: 273-1112 (279 amino acids)
Source: RefSeq, a predicted model, not a curated record